This is a messenger RNA of Salvelinus sp. IW2-2015, 354 nucleotides long. RefSeq names its product cytochrome c iso-1/iso-2-like. The record is from RefSeq and is a predicted model, not a curated record. Gene Ontology annotation, cellular component: mitochondrial intermembrane space. Lineage: Eukaryota; Metazoa; Chordata; Actinopteri; Salmoniformes; Salmonidae. Gene Ontology annotation, biological process: mitochondrial electron transport, cytochrome c to oxygen; mitochondrial electron transport, ubiquinol to cytochrome c. Gene Ontology annotation, molecular function: heme binding; electron transfer activity.
CAGAGUUCUCUUUCUGUCCAGGACAGAGAGCAAGUUGCAAUGGGGGACACAGAGAAAGGGAAGAAGGCUUUUGUCCAGAAGUGUUCCCAGUGCCACACGGUGGAUGAGGGGGGACGACACAAGGUGGGACCUAACCUCUGGGGCCUGUUUGGCCGGAAGACAGGACAGUCACCUGGAUACUCCUACACACAGGCCAACACCAACAAGGGUAAGGUCUGGGAGGAGAAGACACUAAUGGUCUAUCUAGAGAACCCUAAGAAGUACAUCCCAGGUACCAAGAUGAUCUUUGCUGGUAUCAAGAAGAAGAAAGAGAGAGAGGACCUGAUAGCCUAUUUAAAGGAUGCCACUUCAUAG